Messenger RNA from Bombyx mori (domestic silkworm), 3787 nucleotides. RefSeq names its product achintya (gene Achi). The transcript is spliced from 7 exons. Gene Ontology annotation, molecular function: RNA polymerase II cis-regulatory region sequence-specific DNA binding. Gene Ontology annotation, biological process: regulation of transcription by RNA polymerase II. The record is from RefSeq and is a predicted model, not a curated record. Lineage: Eukaryota; Metazoa; Arthropoda; Insecta; Lepidoptera; Bombycidae. Bases 285 to 1367 code for a protein of 360 amino acids.
AUGCACGCAUCUGUCAUCAAAGCGCUAACAUGUGAGCGAAAUGGAAAUAUAAUUUCCAGUGUGCUAGAUAGGGAUAGUUGCGCGACGGCGCAUUUAAUUCCCGCCGUCCCCCGUUCGACAGUUGAGCUCGAUUCCGUUCACAGAACGUAGUUCAUGUCGAUUAUUUUUGUUUUUGUUGAGAUACAGUGCUGUCAAAUGUAAUUUUAUGUACUGAAAAAAUCUAACAGUUGUGGUCAGUGGUCCAGAACCAAAACAAAGUGUUUGCAUGGAUUGAGUGAUCAACUAUGUUACCUCCCACGGCCGGUCUCUCACAAGAACAGCGCGACCGGACCGAAAUGGCAUUCCAACACCGACGUGACGUGAGGGAAUUGACCCGAGAAAUCAUCAGGGACGCUCGCGUCGCUAACAGACAACAGUCCUCAUCUCCUGGAGUAAGAAACCGUUUCCCUUCGACUUCAUCGACGGACGAAAAUGAGAGCGGCACAGACGGCGAGGCGGACCGGUCGCGCCGGCAGACCAUCCUCCACGGAGUCUCCGGCAUGCAGCCCCAGGGUCAGAUAGUGACAAUACGGAAACGUCGAGGGAACCUCGCCAAGCAUUCGGUGAAGAUAUUGAAGCGAUGGCUGUACGACCACAGGUACAACGCGUACCCGAGCGACGCCGAGAAAAUAGCGCUCAGCCAGGAGGCCAAUUUGAGUGUCUUGCAGGUAUGUAACUGGUUUAUAAACGCGAGACGUCGCAUCUUGCCGGAGAUGAUACGUCGCGAGGGUCAUGAUCCGUUACACUACACGAUCUCACGCCGCGGACGGAAACAACCCUCGGGCGCUUCCUCCAGCGCGUCCAACUCUGGAGUCGUUGUCGCUUCUUGGGACGGAGCUGAUGUUGAGAAUGAUCCAGACCGCAGCGCAGAGCAAGAGUACACUGAUGGUCUACUGGUGUAUCGUAGUGAAGGAGAUGACAUUGCAGACGGUGAAGAAGGCUACUCCUCCAGUGCGGUCAGCGAGGAAGAAGUGAAAUACGAUCCUUCUGUGUGGCAGUCGGUCAUCAGAUACGGACCAGAAGAUAAGGAGAUACAUCCCGCUGUCAGAGGUACGGCGUCGGCGGUGGUGACGGUGCGCACGGCGGAGGGGGCCGUGGAGGGCGACGGAGAGGGGGGUGAAGGGGAGGGAGAAGGCGGCACGCCGGGGGGCUGGCACCCACAACUCGCACAUCUUCCGCAACUGCCGCACCCGCUCAGGAAACGGCUGCAGGUGGUCCCGGCGGCGGGCGAAGGCGAGCGCGACAAGUUCAAGUGCCUGUACCUGCUGGUGGAGACCGCCGUGGCCGUGCGCCAGCGCGAGAAGGAAGCCGACGAGCUGCCCGUCUAGUAGCGGUACCACCACUCUCAUCUAUGAGAGAAUGUUGUAAGAACAAUGAAGAAAGAAAAAAAAACAGUAAUCUUCCACAUUUGUACGUAGAGAGACGCACCACAAUAUUAUUAUUAUGAUGUCAUGUUAUAAAUUAUAUUAAUCGUAUGUUGUAAAAUGUUCCUGUAAUAACGAACGUAGGUUGUAUUAUUGUAUAUCGGAACCGAUUUUUUUAUUGUCGUGUGCUUAUCGUUACGUUACACGGCGACGCGUCUGAAUAUGUAAACGGAGCUCCGAUACCUCGUAGGUCGUAGCUUCAAGACUAUAUAACUUUGUGACAUAUACUGUAAAAUUAACAUAAAUAUAUAUAAACAUUAAACAAAAAAAUAUUAGCAUAUUAACUAACACGUUUACCGCGUUUGUAUUGUGUUGGUCGCGUCAAGAGAAUUGUUAUUGCAGCAAUGCCGCCGCGAGUUAUUCUAUAAAUUUAUAGUACCUAUAUCUCUAACAUAUACAUGAUAUAAAUAUUUUUAAAACAUUAAAAUGAAAUUCGUGUUGAAUACUUAGUUAUUAGUGCACUGUCGCCUCUUUUAUACACGUGUUUCGAUUCUAAGAGACUAAAAUGCGAAGGAAUGUUAAUUAUGUAUAGCAAACAAAAUAAUCUAUAGCUUUUAAAUCCUAGAAUCGACAAAUCGGAUACUCAUAACAAAACCAGUCUUGUAGUUGUAAGUGAUCAUAAAGAAAUUAAAAUGUUCACGUCGAUCGGUAAUAUGUAUCAAAGAUUUGUAAUGAAAUCGCUGAAAUUCGUUUUGUUUAUCAAAGUACCCACCAAUUGAUCCAUAAUGUCAAAUUAUGAGGUAAAUAAUUGUGUUCGGCCACGGAAUUAAUGCGAUAGAUCAUACAAAAUCAAAGGACAGAAAUAAAAAAUAUAUGAGACAUUUGGAUCACGUUCAGCUAUCAUACUUUAGAGCAAAAACACAACAUUUAUCUCAAGCUAACACAAUAAACACUCCUACUAAUCAGAACGAAUUAAUUUUUUAUUUUCAUUGCAAGUGGAACACCUCCUCAAAGCUACAUCAUCCAUUCACGAUCCGUCAGAACGCAUUUUAUCAGCGUCCGAACUGUAGUGUACUACGGAUAACUUAAUGUACGUUUUGGCCACAAAUGACGUCACACAUAAGUCGCGCUCAUUUGAUUCUCUAAAUAUCGGGCUGAAAUUUUUAACUACUGACUCUGUGUUCCUUUCUAAAAUGUAAUAAAGCUAAUUUGAUGAAUUAGGACAGAUAUUAUGUACUUCUUCAACAGAAGAGGAUGCCUUGCCUUUUAUUAGAGCUAUGUCUAAGAUAUGGCAAUGUUUAUAAGCAAUAUUAUAGGUGUGCUAGUCUACAGAUAAUAAUGAAACAACACACAUAAAACAUACUGAAGUGUCUUUAUACAAGUUGAUAAGUUUUCUACUUAAUCCUAACUAUUAAAUUAUUAUAAUUAAGCAAUGGAUUGUCGCCAAACACAGCUUGUUCGUUGACUGACUUUGAUCGGAAUUUUAUACAAAUUUUAACACAUUGUCUUAUUAAUAAUUUGUUCCAAAAUAAAGUUGGUAACACUAAUUGUGUGAUUUGUUUCUUAAAAAUACAUUAUUUUUCUUCUUUUCUGUUCAAAUGACUGCUAUUAGCAGUGUUAUUUUUUAUUAGAUAUUAUUUAUUAUUAUCUGGUAUUUAAUGUGUUCAAAUUUUAAAAAAAAGGUAUAGGAUAAGUUAUAAGAUAGGAUAUGUAUUAUAUUUUGUAAUUGGAAACAUUUAAGCAGUACUAAGUAACAGUUAAUUAUCAUUUGAUAUACAACUUGAUUUAUAUUAAAAUCAUCCUAGAUAUAUUUUAAUAAGUUCAUGAAGCUAUUACUAAAAAUUCAAGUCGUAAUUUAAAUUUCAAAGUAUUAUCAACAAAAUUUAUUUUAAUUCGAAUAUAUGCAAUACGAUGAGUAUAUUUAAGCGCAAUAUUUUCCGAGUAUUUCUUUUGUGCGUUGACUUUGUAAUUUGGUUUCUCAGUAGAUAUAAACUGUGAACAGGAGAAUUAUACUAUAUUUAAUGGUAUUUUUUCUAUUUAGUUUAAUUAAUAGAAGAUAGUUUUUAGUUUUAAAGAAAUAAAAAGCAUAUUUUAUAAGAAUGAAGGUUUAUUUGUCUAUAAAAUGUCGAUUUUAAUAUUUAAGCGCUUAGUUUUCUUGUAAUUCAUAAAAUGGCAACACUAUUAAUACAAAUAAAAAUAAUGGCAUAGUUAAUGUUUUGUUAAGUGGUAUUUUUUAACUUACAAUUGACAAUAUGUAUGCAAUAAGUCAACAUUUCUUUAAUUUUACCUGAGUACAAUAAAGUAGAGGUUAUAUUUCGUUCUCAACUUCUGUAAAUAAUUGUGUAAGUUCUUUUUAGCGAAUAAAAUAAAAUGGACAAAAACAA